UGUGGAAAUACCGCAAUUUGAUAGGAUGGUUGUACUUCCUGAAGUGAAUCCUUCUCGAAGCCCGCGGAUAACAAACUUUGCAAUGUUACAACAACAAUGAAACAUUACUUAAAAUUAGGCAUCAAGGACUAUUCAAAUUUGACUUUUAGGUGACGGGAGUACUCCUCAAAGUAAGCGAUUUUGAGGAACAGCUAGCCAAACAAAACAAAGGGCUAGCCUUGUGUUUUGUUAGCAUCGAAACUAGCAAAUGUCUAGAAACUAGGGCAUUGUUGAUAUCUAGUUAUCAAACUUUGCUCACCUCUAAUACGCAAAAGCCUGAAGUCAUGUCGCUUUCAAACGAGUCUCGCUUUUGGUCAAACCAAGGCGCUAAACGAAACAACAGAGGAGCAACGAUUUGUGCUAUAACUGAGCUUUCCCCUCAUUUAUUUGACGACUUUGAACUGAAUAAGUCAUAUCCGUGUGCUCAGACAACACAGCUUAAGAGGAACCUUUUGGCCUUGGGAGAUCAAGGUGCUAUUGGAUCCUUAAAAGGGGGACUUGAUAAAGUUUGUAAAGCAGCAAGAAACAACAACUUAUCUAAGCUGCACUGGUCCCCAGACUUCUUGCCACAUCCGCAUACUGCUUCACAAACUGAUGAAAAUCUCUUUUGGCAACUCAUUGAUGGGCAUUGUGUCCUUUCACAGUCUCCAGCAGUCCUGAACCCAAACAAAGUUAUUCUGAUUGUAGACCAUAAAACCCGAGAGCUUGUUUCAGUCAAUGACCAGGCAUGUAAACUUUAUGACUGCUCCUCUGAAGAACUGAUUGGGAAGAAGCUUUCACAGGUGUUAACAAAAUCAAAUCAGGUUAUUGUGGAUGUUUUGGAGGAGGACUUUCUUCUCGAAGAUGGAACCGUUGCAUCUGUGCUUGGAAAAGUGGUGGAUGCGAUGAUGCCAUCUGGAGAAGUCCUGGUUUCUGUUUGUACCUACAGACAACCAAAAGGAAACUGGGUUCUUGUCAUGGAAAAUAUUGAAAGAUUAUCAGCCUUUUUGUCAUUUUCUCAACAGGGUGACAUACUGAGUUGUGACAUGGCGUUUGCUCAUCUAUUUGGGUAUCAUCAUGCACACGAGUUAACAGGGAUGUCCAUAAAUACUCUAAUACCUUCUCUACAAAUCCAUCUUCAAAGUCAUGCAGUGCCAAAGUCCCUGAGGGUGCAAAGAGUACAUGGCAAAAGCAGACUGGGUGCAUCAGUCCCACUGUGUAUUAAACUUCAGGGGGCAUUAUUAUGUGGAACACCACAACACAAGACUAGCUCAAGUUACAACAACUUUAUAGAUUGUAUUGAAGAAAAACAGAAAUGUGAACAGGCUGAGAACUUGUCCAAAAAAAACGCUUCAUCCUCAGAAGUGAAAACCGAAAACAGGCAUAACCUCUCAGCUUGUCCAUCUCUGGAGUACUCUGGUAAUGUUUGGGCAUUUACUCCUCUCACUGGUCUUCUCCUGCUUGACACCAAUGGCUCAAUCUAUAGUGUCCACAACCACCUGUCUCUCAGCCUUUUUGGUUACAGCAAGGAGGAGCUUUUGGGCAAGAGUGUUACCUUUCUUAUGCCUGGUUUCUAUGGAUGGAUGUCUGAGACUGAAGGACAGGACAGCCACCUCCCGGAUUCUCAAGUUGAAGGGGAUAAUCCUACACAAUCAAAAAUCUCUAAAGCAGACCCCUCCUCGCUGGUGGCUGGAGACAUGGCUAUGGUAAAUCAGGCUGUUGAAGAGCGGACCUCCACUGGACGAGGCAGGAUCUUCACUGGGACAAGCUCCAGGUUGGAGCACCAAGCGAGUGCUCUGUCUAACUUUACUUCUCCUGCGGUCACAUCCACACGCAUGCAAAUGCCUGAUAACACAGUGGAGCUCCUAGAGAAGGCAACUCAUGUUGCUCCUUGUAGUGCUGAGCUCGCCAGUGCAAACACCACCGAGGAGUUGCUUCAGACCUUUGCUUUGGUAGAACCUUUUGGUGAAGAUACAUUCUGCCUGGUUUCCACCAAAAUCAAACGUAAGAAAAAACAAAGUCAUGGAAGAAGAGGCCAAAGACAAACUUCUGGGGAUACAAUAAAUGAUGACCUACAAGAUUCCAGCUUUGAGGUGAUUUCAAUGGAAAGCAGGUCUUCUUCUGGUUUCUGUGAAAAGUUUGCUGGCCAUGCAGGGUCAGAUCCUGGUCGUCCAGAGCAAUCCAGUUCAGCCCAUGCGGCCGACUCUGCCAGCUGUUUCCUGGAUCUGAACAGCGAAGGGGAACUAGUGACAAGGGCCUUGGCUGACCUUGACUUGAGUGGUAAUUUAGAACUAUUUAAUGGUAGACAGAGCCACCAGGAAACCCAGCACAGUACAACUACGUGUGACACUGCAGAGCUUCUUCAUACUCCAUCUCCUUAUAUCUCAGAAAAUGACCAGGGAGGACAGUCACCCGUUCAAGUUGAAAAUCCCACUGGUGAACGCAUUCCAAAUGGCUGUGAGGAAAAACAGUUGGCUGCAAUACAGCCGCUGUCGGAUAUUCAUGUCACAUCUACCCCCAAGAAGCAAAAGGAUCCCUUCAAGACACAAGAGAUAGUGGAAGGGCAGUUUAAGGGCUGUGCAUACCACAGAGAUGGCGCACAGAUAGAUGUGCAGUGUGAUGUUUGCAGGACCUCUCUCCCUCAUGGAGGUUUUCUGUAUUGUGUGUGGAUGAGUAGACUUGGUCACCAGGGGUCAGUGUUGCUCACAAGAAAAUCACUACAUGAUGAGUCCAAAACUAGUCUAGGGGAGAGAAUAGGUGAAGCUACUCAUAGAGAUGCAUUGCACACUACUAUGGACCUGGAGCAUUCUCGUGCAUGUGAUGGUCAAUUUGAAGAAGAAUAUCAGACUGUUAAAGCUGUUGGUAAAGGAGCCUUUGGGUUUGUUUGGAAAGCAAUAAGGCGCAGUGAUGGACAAGAAGUUGUUGUAAAGUUCAUUAACAAAACAAGGAUAGUGAGCGACAGCUGGGUCGAUGAUCCCAUGCUUGGAAGAGUUAGCCAGGAAAUUGCCAUCCUCACUAGAGUACAGCAUCACAACAUUGUCAAGGUGAUGGAGGUUUUUGAGAAUGAGGGAUAUUUCCAGAUGGUUAUGGAGAAGCAUGGUGAGGGACUGGACCUAUUUGAAUUCAUAGAUCGGCAACCAAGACUGGAUGAACCUCUCGCUAGCUAUAUUUUCAGACAGCUUGUGGCAGCAGUGUUUUACCUAAGAACAAAGAACAUCCUUCAUAGAGACAUAAAGGAUGAGAAUAUCAUUAUUGACAAAUGCUUCCACAUUCGACUCAUUGACUUUGGUUCUGCUGCAAUGAUGGUGCCUGGAAAACUGUUCUAUAAUUUCUGUGGCACGCUUGAGUAUUGCUCCCCAGAGGUGCUUCAGGGAAAUCCCUAUGGAGGCCCGGAGCUAGAAAUGUGGUCAGUUGGGGUUUUGCUUUACACACUUCUCUUUAGUGAGAAUCCUUUUUGUGGCGUGGACGAGAUUCUGAAUGCAAAACUGAAGCUCCCAUUUCCAUUGACUCCCGAGCUGCAGGAGGUGCUGAGUGGUCUGUUGCACCCUGAUCCCACAGAGAGGAUGACCCUAGACCAGCUUCUCCUUCAGUCCUGGAUCAGCCAACCUAUUUCCCUUUCAGAGUAUAGCUGGGCAGAGGUGGUGCCAACCGACCAAAGCUUUUGUUCACCACUACCAUCUGAGUCAGGCCCCAGAGAAUAUCUUGGACAAGGUUUAUUCCCUGAUCAUGGAGAUGAGACUCUUCCUGAUGAUGAUGAUGAUGAAGAUGAGGAAGAUGAAAGGUUUUCUCUGGAAAAUGAGCUCCAGAAGUAUCUGAGAAAUUAUGAAUAGAAAUAAAAAUUGUGGACUAUACAGUAAUUGAAGGAGAGCAGAGGGUUAGAAGAAAAUAAGCUAGUAUUAGUAAAUUUAGAGAUUAUAAUGAAGACUUAGGGAUUUAUUUUUGUUUUAGAUGUUAACUGUACUUGAAGAUCAUGUAAGGGCUGAUUGAGACUUCCAUUUUUAUCUACCAUAUUUAUUCUACAAAAGGAAAUUUAUUUAAGUCACACAUCCUAUAAUGCCAAAACCAAGUGUUAAUUUUGUUGUUUUUUUUUUUAAUGACAGUUUUUUUGCAUGUUCUUUAGUGCCUGUUUUGUGUUGUAUAUAAAUCUCCCCACCAUAUUUAUUUUUUGGAUAAUAAUAAAUAUUUUAUAGAAAUAUAUAUAUAUAUAUAUACCUUUGUGGAUUUUUCUGUGAUUGUUAAUAGACCAUUAGUUGGUAUAAACUAUUUACCAUUAAUCAGAGAAAUUUAGUUCACAUUCCCUGUAAGAAGAUAACAUCCAGUCCUACUGAAACUAAGCAGAAACUUGCUGUGCUCAAUGUCAGAUCUUUAUGUAACAAAUCAUUUCUAAUUCAUGAUUUUAUUUCUUCUUUUAAUCUUGACUUUAUGUUUUUAACUGAAACAUGGCUUGACAAAAACACAGGUCAUGCAGUGCUAGUGGAAUCAACCCCUCCCAACUUCAAAUUUGAAUCUGAAACACGAGCAAAUAAAAAGGGUGGAGUGUGUGCAUUUUUUAGAGAUCAUUUGGUUACACACAGGUUGUCAUUUGGGGUGUUUUCAUCAUUUGAGUAUGUUUCCUUCAAAAUGGAGCUAAAAUAAUCACCGUCCAUACUCUACAUAGUCAUAUACAAACAUCCUCAGCACUGUCAAAGUUUUAUUGAUGAUUUUACUGAGAUGCUUUCAGUUGUUUGCACAGACUUUGAUGGUUUAGUCAUUACAGGUGAUUUUAAUGUACAUGUGGAUAAUGUGUGUGACAAAAAUGCCAAAGAGCUUAGUGUUGUCCUUGAAACUUUUGGUCUGACUCAGCAUGUCAGUGAGCCCACUCACAACAGAGGGCACACUCUGGACCUGCUCAUUACAAAGGGUGUAAAUAUUUCAAAUGUCAGUGUGGUUGAUGUUGCUCUGUUUGAUCAUUUCUGUGUCUUCUUUGACCUGUCUGUUAUUCCCAAACCACCAGCUGCUCCUACAGUUGUUCGAAGAAGACACAUAAAUGAUAACACAGGUGCACUGUUCAUGGAAAUGAUAAAUUUUGAAAUUGCCUCAUGUUCUAAUGUUGAUGUGUUGAACUCUGUGACUUUGAGUGUUUUGAAUGUUCUGGAUGCCAUCGCCCCGAUAAAAGUUAAAAUGGUUAAAGAUAGGCAAAAAGCUCCGUGGAGGAAUGAUGACUCAGUCAGUGCACAGAAAAGGGAGUGCCGGAAGGCUGAGCGGAAAUGUCAAACCUCCAGGUUCAUUAUGAGAUUUACAGAGGAAAAAUGCAUAUGUACAACUACACUUUGAGUAAAACAAGAGAGAAGUAUUUUUCGGACAUUAUUGGUAAUUGCAGUAACAACUCUCGUGUCCUGUUUGCAACAGUGAACAGAUUAACAAACCCUCCAGCUCCACUGCCACUAGAACUAAUUUCCACCUCUAAAUGUAAUGAGUUUGCAGUUUUCUUUAAUGACAAAGUUCAGGGCAUCAAAAAUGCCAUCAAUUCCACAACACAAAUAACCAGCAUGCAGCCACAGAGACACUUAGAGCUGAAUCACUUUGCACCUGUAACUGACAAAACUGUUUUAGAGAUCGUUACCAGUCUGAGUUCAUCUACUUGCUGCCUGGACAUGUUACCCACUAGAUUUCUAAAGUCUGUCCUCAACAGUUUACUUUCACCACUCACUCACAUAGUUAACAUGUCACUUCAAUCUGGAACAUUCCCAAACACGUUGAAAACUGCGGUCAUUAAGCCUCUCCUAAAGAAGAGCAGUCUUGAUGCCACAGUACUGAACAAUUUCCGACCCAUCUCAAAUCUGCCGUUUUUUGGCAAAGUCCUUGAAAAAGCUGUUUACCAACAGCUUACGAACUUUCUCCAAAUGAACAACUCCUUUGAUGUUUUCCAGUCAGGUUUUAGAGCCCACCACAGCACUGAGACUGCUCUUAUCAAGGUGACAAAUGACAUCCGCCUGAACACUGAUGCAGGCAAAGUCUCAGUCUUGAUCCUGUUAGAUCUGAGUGCUGCUUUUGACACUGUCGAUCAUGGGAUCCUCUUACAGAGACUGGAGGACUGGGUGGGCAUCUCUGGUACUGUACUAAACUGGUUCAAGUCCUAUCUAGAAGACAGGAAGUAUUUUGUUGAAAUUGGAAACUGUGUCUCAGAUCACAUGGCCCUGACCUGUGGGGUGCCUCAGGGGUCAAUCCUGGGCCCCCUGUUGUUCAAUCUCUACAUGCUGCCAUUAGGCCAGUUAAUAAGCAGCAAUAAUGUGUCCUACCACAAUUAUGCAGAUGACACUCAGAUCUACGUCUCUCUGGCAGCAGGAGACUAUGGACACUUGGUCACUGCAUCCAACAGAUCAGUGUGUGGAUGCAAAACAACUUUCUCCAGCUAAACUCUGACAAGACUGAAGUCAUAGUCUUUGGUCCACAGAAACAAAGGGACAGUGUCAGCAGUCACCUCCAGUCUCUCUCUCUAAAACCUUCAAAUCAGGCAAGAAAUCUAGGGGUAAUAAUGGACUCAGACUUGAACUUUAACAGCCACAUCAAAUCAAUAACAUCUGCAGCCUUUUACCAUCUAAAAAACAUAGCAAAAAUCAAAGGUUUACUGUCUAAAGUAGACUUGGAGAAACUUAUCCAUGCGUUUGUCUCCAGUAGAUUAGACUACUGUAAUGGUCUGCUCACUGGUCUCUCCAAACGAGCUGUGAGACAGCUGCAGAACAUCCAGAACAUCCAGAAUGCUGCAGCUCGCGUCCUUACUCGAACUAGGAAGUACGAGCACAUAAGUCCUGUGCUCAGGUCUCUGCACUGGCUUCCUGUGCCUCAGAGAAUAGACUUUAAAGCAGCUCUGCUUGUGUACAAGUCUCUCCAUGGCCGAGCACCAAAGUACAUCUGUGACAUGUUAGUGUCAUAUGAACCAUCUCACACUCUGAGGAGCUCAGGGACCGGCCUCCUGCUGGUGCCCAGAGUCAGGACUAAACAAGGGGAGUCAGCGUUUCAGGUUCAUGCAGCUAAAACCUGGAACAGUCUUCCUGAACAUGUGAGACAGGCCUCUUCUGUGACGCUGUUUAAAUCCAGGCUCAAAACAUUUCUGUUUAACUGUGCAUAUAACUGAAAGGUUUUAAUUCCGCACUCUUCUCUCCAAUUUAUGUCUCUCUUUUUUCAAUUUUAAUCUUCAUGAUUAUUUAUGUUUUGAUUUGUUUUUAUUAUGAUUUUAAUGUAUUUCUUAUUCUGUAAAGCACUUUGAAUUACUUUGUGUACGAAUUGUGCUAUACAAAUAAACUUGCCUUGCCUUGCCUUAA
This is a messenger RNA of Boleophthalmus pectinirostris (great blue-spotted mudskipper), 7319 nucleotides long. It is a transcript of the gene pask, whose product is annotated as PAS domain containing serine/threonine kinase. Gene Ontology annotation, cellular component: cytosol; cytoplasm; nucleus. Gene Ontology annotation, molecular function: protein serine/threonine kinase activity; ATP binding. The transcript is spliced from 21 exons. The record is from RefSeq and is a predicted model, not a curated record. Lineage: Eukaryota; Metazoa; Chordata; Actinopteri; Gobiiformes; Gobiidae. Bases 324 to 3848 code for a protein of 1174 amino acids. Gene Ontology annotation, biological process: negative regulation of glycogen biosynthetic process; protein phosphorylation; intracellular signal transduction.